AUGCUAACACUUCAUGUGAGCCUGCUAAGUGGCAGAACAGUCACACUGGAAGCAAAGCCGGAUCACACGGUGGAGUCGUUGCAGGUGCAUGCACAGACUGCUCUGAACGUGUGUCGGGGGCGGCUCCUGGACUGCUCUGGAGAUCCCUUGGAUGCUGCAGCAACAGUUGAGGAAGCUGGGUUGCAGACUGGGCAACUGUUAACUCUACAGAUGAGGCCUGUUGAGAUUUGCAGCUCCGUGACAGGCCGUGCUUUUGCCGCGAUUCUCUCCGACGGAUCUGUUGCUACUUGGGGCCUCUCUGACUUUGGUGGCGACAGUAGUGCCGUUCAAGAUCAGCUCAGGAAUGUGUGA
Messenger RNA from Symbiodinium natans, 351 nucleotides. The record is from the annotation of a GenBank genome assembly. Lineage: Eukaryota; Dinophyceae; Suessiales; Symbiodiniaceae.